UUGAAUUGGUUACACAGUUACCACCCAUACUACUACUAGUAGUAAACUACACGUGUUUAAAGACUCAUUAGACACCAUCCAUCAUUGCGAGUCGCCCACCCUCCAUCUGCCUAAUCUCCCACCUCCCAUAUUAGUGCAUGGCUGAAAUGCAAACAUGAAGCUCUUAAACUUUUUAGUUCCGUUCCUCGCUAUACUUCCUCAUGGUCUUUGUGGCAAUUCAAAUACCGACAAGUACGACAAUUACCGCUCACACUCGAGGUCUACGCCCAUCACUCUCGACGACUCUUCCUAUGCAGAUAUAACAUCCAAACCUCGGGAUUAUCAUGUCGCGGUGCUAUUGACUGCUACUGAAGCUCGCUUUGGAUGUAUCUUAUGUCGCGAAUUUCAACCUGAAUGGGAGCUCAUAGCGCGCAGCUGGAACAAAGGUUCUACGCCUGGUGAUCUUAGAAUGCUUUAUGCUACCCUUGAGUUUACCAAUGGCAAGGAAGUCUUCCAGAAACUUAUGCUCCAAACUGCGCCUGUUCUCCUGGUGUUUCCCCCCACUGUUGGCCCUCAUGCAAAGGUUGACGAUGCACCUUUGCGGUUCGACUUUAGCGGUCCCAUCUCGGCUGAUCAACUUUAUACAUGGAUCAUUCGUCAUCUCCCCGAGGGUCCAAAACCUCCCAUCAUUCGCCCGAUCAACUACAUGCGCAUAGUCUCUGGAGUAACAAUCUUUAUGGGUGUAGUAACUCUCUUCACAGUCCUGUCACCUUAUGUGUUUCCUAUUGUGCAGAAUCGAAACAUAUGGGCUGCUAUAAGCCUUAUCGCGAUCCUCCUGUUCAUUAGUGGCCACAUGUUUAACCAUAUUCGCAAAGUACCAUAUGUCGCCGGGGAUGGGAGAGGAGGGAUCAGCUACUUUGCUGGAGGGUUUUCAAACCAAUUUGGCAUGGAAACACAAAUCAUUGCUGCCAUUUAUGCCGUUCUCUCAUUCGCAACAAUUGCUCUGGCAAUGAAGGUUCCUCGCAUUGCUGAUAACAAAAGACAACAGGUAGCUGUUAUCGUUUGGGGCUCUGUUCUGCUGGGCAUGUAUAGCUUUCUUCUAAGUGUUUUCAAGGUGAAGAAUGGUGGUUAUCCAUUCUUUCUCCCGCCUUUCUAGUAUGAACAUCGCGCCUUAUGGAAUGCGAUUAUAAGGGUAAAUGUUCUAUCAGGCAGAAGAUGACAAAGGGGAUUGGGGGCUAGGAACAAGGAUUCCGCAGGGGGCUGCAUAUGAGUAUGAUGGCGGUGAUGUACCUGGUUCAGAUUCAAUAUGGCGGGCACAUAUAUUCGUGGAAGUGCAUUAGUUGUCAUGCGGGCUGUGCUACUGCAGCUGGCUUCGAAGUAAUUCACUUCAUAUGGUACUACAACAUAGCUUUCAAAAUGAAUCAAGG
This is a messenger RNA of Aspergillus saccharolyticus JOP 1030-1, 1406 nucleotides long. RefSeq names its product OST3/OST6 family protein. The record is from RefSeq and is a predicted model, not a curated record. The transcript has 4 exons. Bases 155 to 1135 code for a protein of 326 amino acids. Gene Ontology annotation, cellular component: oligosaccharyltransferase complex. Lineage: Eukaryota; Fungi; Ascomycota; Eurotiomycetes; Eurotiales; Aspergillaceae.